Messenger RNA from Lottia gigantea (owl limpet), 2720 nucleotides. RefSeq lists its product as hypothetical. Lineage: Eukaryota; Metazoa; Mollusca; Gastropoda; Lottiidae. The transcript has 9 exons. The record is from RefSeq and is a predicted model, not a curated record. Gene Ontology annotation, cellular component: plasma membrane; recycling endosome; early endosome. Gene Ontology annotation, biological process: iron ion transport. Bases 72 to 2276 code for a protein of 734 amino acids.
UGAUGAAUAAGUUAACCUAGAAUACUGAGUUACAUAGAGCCAGUGCAUAUUGUCAUGUGAUAACAGUCAAAAUGGCAGUGAUUGUGUUGAUACUGUGCAUUUCUGUAAUUUGUAAUGUAUUUUCUACUGCACAAGCUGAUGUAAAAUGGUGUGUGACGUCACAACCAGAAUCAGCUAAAUGUGAAUCCUUAAGAAAAUAUUUAGCUGAUAAUCACUUAACUCAGUUGAGGUGUAUUAAAGGAGGAAGCCGUUAUGAAUGUUGGAGAUACAUUAAAAAUGGUGACGCUGAUUUAAUUCGAGUUGAUGACACAGAAAUAUAUUCAGCUGGAAAACUUUACGAUUUAAAACCGGUCGCCAAGGAAACAUUUUCCUCAGAUUCGAAUGCAGAAACGUUUAUGUAUAAGGCUGUGGUAGUUGUAAAAGCUGAUGGACCAAUCAAGUCUUUGGAAGAUCUUCGUGGAAAGAAGUCAUGUCAUACCGGGGUAGGAAGGACUGUGGGUUGGACUAUACCUGUAUCGUCGUUAUUGAAAGAGAAGAUAAUGCCUCAAGCUGACUGUGACAAUACUGUUAAAUCAGUAGCAGCAUUCUUCUCACAGAGUUGUGCUCCUACAGCUUUUACAUCCAUUAACGAUCCUUAUGAUGAUAAUCCAACCAAUAUCUGUGAAAUUUGCCAAAACAAGUUAUGUCCUAAGGAUGAACAAUUUUUUGGUUAUCUGGGAGCUUUCAAAUGUCUUAACGAUGGUAUGGGAGAUGUGGCUUUUGUAAAGCAUAGAACUAUAGAUGAUGCUGUAGAUGCUGGCAUAAACGUUAAUAAAGAAAACCUUCGUCUUCUCUGUAGAGAUGGUAGUCUAAAACAUGUUAAUGAAUGGAACAUGUGCAAUUGGGCGACCAGGCCAACAGAUGUUAUCAUGACGUCAUCAUCUAAGAACGAAAUGGACAUUGGUCAACUGAGAACGUUUCUGGAAAGUCUAAAUGCUUCAGCUAGUGUUGGUUUCUUUCAAUCUGGCUCUGGUGGAAAGGAUCUUAUGUUUACUGAUGGAAUAAACCAUUUGAUUGGUAUAGGAAAGUCGCAAGCCAAUUAUAAAACUUACUUAGAACCGGGAUAUUUAACCAGCAUGGAAAAUUAUACUUAUUGUGGCAUAAAUUUCCGAUGGUGUGUCAAAACAGCAGUCGAAAAAGAUAAGUGUAAUGACAUGAAGGCAGCAUUGAUUUCUAAAAGGAUCACAAGAGAAAUGGAAUGUGUCGAUGGGGCCAGCAAUGAUGACUGUAUUGAACAGAUUGAACAAGGUACAGCAGAUGUGAUGACUCUUGGAGCGAAAGAAGUGUAUUCAGCUGGAAGAUAUGAAAAUCUCGUACCUAUUUCUGCUGAGAAUUACAAAGAUAUUGGUGAAGAAGGAACAAGUUAUUGGGCAGUUGCCGUAGUUAGAAAACAAAACCGGGGGGUAAACAUCAAUAAUUUGAAAGGUACCAAAUCCUGUCACACGGGGAUAAUGAAACAAACCGGUUGGAUAUUACCAGUAGGCUUUCUAAUAGCUCAUGGUCAAAUGGCAAAAACAGACAAAUGCAAUAUGGCAGUGAACGUUGGUAAUUUUUUCAAAGAGAGUUGUGUUCCCGGUGCCUUGAAUCCAAAGUACAACCCAGAUGGUACAAAUCCUAAGAAUCUGUGUUCACUUUGCGGUGGUGAACAGUUUUGCCACAGGAACGUUACAAAUAAGUAUUACAGUUACAUAGGAGCACUUCGCUGCCUUGUUGAAAAGAACGCAGAUGUAGCGUUUGUGAAACACACAACAGUUAUGGACGUUGUGAAUGGUGACAAAGGUGAACCAUGGUCUGCAUCCUUAACAUCCACAGACUUCGAACUUUUGUGCCUUGACGGAUCUAGGCAACCGGUGACAGAAUGGGCAACCUGUAAUUUAGCAAGAGUACCAUCGCAAGCUGUAGUAACAAAUAAGAAAAAGUCAGAAACAAUCAGAAAGCAUUAUCAAAGGGUUCUAAAUAAGGCUCAAUAUUAUUACAAUAACCAGAGUUCCAUUUUCAAUUUCUUUCAACCACCUAGUGGUUCUAAAGACGUGAUUUUCAAAGACAAAAUCGUCAAACUAACAAACAUUCCUCCCCUCAUACAAAAUUAUAAAACAUGGCUUGGGGCUGAAUAUUUGAAAGCUUUGGAAGCAAUCGAUGUACACCAGUGCACAAGCAAUGCAAAUCCGAUUGGCCAAACACAACUGAGUUUGGUUGUUCUGUUUGCAGCCAUUCAUAUUGUCAGAGUGGUUGUUUGAAAACUUGUUUUUUAUUUGUUUUUUGUUUGUUUUGUAGCUAUAAUAUUAUCAAGUGUCCACCUAACCUAUAUUUUUACUAACAUAAUUCACAAAGAACUAAUUAUUGCACUGCACUCUAUUAAUAUCAAGAAGCAUCAUGUCGACCGGCAAUAUUGCAAAAGGCAGCAUCGCUGCUUUUAUUAAAAACUUAAACUGGUACCUAGGCGGUUGCCUAUAGUCGGUCAGGUGUGCGAUUUGAGAGUAUUACUAAUUGCUUAUAUUUAUGUCACUACUGUUAAGUCGAUAAGAAUAUUCGUAUGUGCUAGGUAACUGGAAACCGACUUGUCACGAUGAAACAUUGAGAGUUAUAAUAUCACUAAUGAUUAUACACGUUUUGUAUUUUUUGUAGAUAUCUUUUCAUCUUAUCUUUUGUUUAGCUUAUGUAAUAAAUACUAUUUAGUAAAA